CGAGAGCCAUGGCGGGUCUGGUGGACUUCCAGGACGAGGAGCAGGUGAAGUCCUUUCUGGAGAACAUGGAGGUGGAGUGCCACUACCAGUGCUACCGCGAGAAGGACCCGGACGGUUGCUAUCGGCUGGUGGACUAUUUGGAAGGGAUCCAGAAGAAUUUUGAUGAGGCUGCCAAGGUUUUGAAGUUCAACUGUGAAGAGAACAAACACAGUGAUAGCUGCUACAAACUGGGGGCCUACUAUGUGACAGGAAAAGGUGGACUGACCCAGGACCUGAAAGCUGCCUCCAGCUGCUUUCUGAUGGCAUGUGAGAAGCCUGGAAAGAAAUCUGUGGAAGCCUGUCAUAAUGUUGGUCUCCUGGCCCAUGAUGGACAGGUCAAUGAGGAUGGCCAGCCUGACCUGGCGAAGGCCAGGGACUACUACACACGGGCCUGCGAUGGCAGCUAUGCUUCUAGCUGCUUCAACCUCAGCGCCAUGUUCCUACAGGGUGCCCCUGGCUUUCCCAAGGACAUGGGCCUGGCAUGCAAAUACUCAGUGAAAGCCUGUGACCUUGGCCACAUCUGGGCCUGUGCCAAUGCCAGCCGCAUGUACAAGCUGGGGGAUGGUGUUGAUAAGGACGAGGCAAAGGCUGAGGUGCUGAAAAAUCGGGCCCGGCAGCUACACAAAGAACAGCAGAAAAGUGUCCAGCCCUUAACAUUUGGGUAGUGUGGCCCAGCCUCCCUCCCAGGCAACAGCUCGAGGCUGGCACCUCCUGUCUCUGAGACCUGAUACAGUCCUUGAAGGUCAGCCUGCUGGAGCAGGAACACUUGGUACUUAAUAGCUCUGGUUACAUAGAUCCAUUUGCCCCAGAGUGUCACCUGCUGGGAUGUGGCCUGCAAUGUGUAUUUCAGUCAGUAAUCAUUUGUCUGGGUACGUUCUAUAAAGACACUCACACUUACGGGGUCUUAGUUUUCACACUUGGAGCUCUGUGAAAACUAGAGAGCCAUAGAGUUAAAAAAACAAAUUAGCCACAAGGCUUGAAGAAGUCAGCCAUCUCCAUCUCAGUAUCACUUUAGUUCAAAGAACUUGAAAAUCAGUAGUAUCCCAAUUUACAUAAUAAUCGAGGUCCUAAGGAGCUAAGAACAGUGAAAUACCACGACUGCCACCCUCUGACUUACGUAGUCGCUGGUGUGGGCUUCCUUUUUGCCUUUAGAGUCAGAUCUCAGUAAGUUCAUAGAUCAGGAGGGACUUGCAACAAAGGUUAAAGGUUGCGCCUCAGUUGCUGAAGAAGUGGAACCAAGCCUGCCUUCCUCUACAAGAGAUACUCACAGUUAAAAGUUAACCUCCAUGGUACUCUCCUAACACUGCUCCUCAUGCUGCUGAGGGGGCUCAUUAUUCCCGGAACAGCUCCAGCAAGGAUUUUGUGAUACAUUUUGCCCACCGGAACUGAACCUUUUGCCACAGCCUCUCAAGUGCUGGGAUUACAGGUGUGUGUCAUCACACCUGGAAGAACUGAACUUUUUGAACUAUCCCUGUAAAUAAACUAU
Castor canadensis (American beaver) is the source of this 1525-nucleotide messenger RNA. It is a transcript of the gene Coa7, whose product is annotated as cytochrome c oxidase assembly factor 7. Gene Ontology annotation, molecular function: protein binding. The record is from RefSeq and is a predicted model, not a curated record. Gene Ontology annotation, cellular component: mitochondrial intermembrane space. Lineage: Eukaryota; Metazoa; Chordata; Mammalia; Rodentia; Castoridae.